Molecule: messenger RNA, 671 nt
Organism: Amphimedon queenslandica
Lineage: Eukaryota; Metazoa; Porifera; Demospongiae; Haplosclerida; Niphatidae
Exons: 1
Biological process (GO): cell surface receptor signaling pathway; adenylate cyclase-activating G protein-coupled receptor signaling pathway
Cellular component (GO): plasma membrane
Molecular function (GO): G protein-coupled receptor activity
Source: RefSeq, a predicted model, not a curated record
AUGUUUGGUGGAGCCGAUAUUCCAGAAGAUAACGUAAUACCGGUAUGUUAUAAGUUUGACAACUCACAAGCACGCAGAAUCGGUGUAGCUCGAGCAGCCAGUGGUGUCUCAACAUUGAUCGUCUCACUAGUUGCUAUUGUCAUCAUACUCUCCAUGAAAGCCAUCAAGCAGUAUCCGCAACGCCUCUUCUUUUACUUGACUCUAGCAACUCUCAUACAAGCGCCUACGUUUACACUAGAAGUGUUAUCUGUUAGCUACAACAGAAGCGAAUCUGAGCAGCCCCUGUGUAGCAUAGCUGGCGUAUACACAAUGUACACAAGCUGGUUACAGAAUCUCAUAAUAUUGUGGAUAUCGUUAUACCUAGUGAGAGUCAUCGUACUACGUUUAACCGUCUAUAACAAGAAGCUAGAGGUUUUCCUUCUAAUACUAUUCCUUGUUUUGCCUAUCCCUGGGGCACUGAUACCGCUCAUUAAGAACAAGUACGGUAUGGUGGGAGCUUGGUGCUGGAUAAAGGACUUCAAUUCGACUGAUUGUGUACGUCACGAUAACCUAGGAAUAGCGUACCAGUACACUCUUUGGUUUAUACCAGUAAUGCUAGAAGUAGUCAUAAUUGCUAUUGUGACUGUAUUGAUAGGAGCUGUGUUAUGCGUUCGUGGAUUCAUCGCUAAGAA